This is a messenger RNA of Vanessa atalanta (red admiral), 3986 nucleotides long. RefSeq lists its product as uncharacterized. Bases 86 to 3970 code for a protein of 1294 amino acids. The transcript is spliced from 3 exons. The record is from RefSeq and is a predicted model, not a curated record. NCBI's taxonomy places the organism in Eukaryota, Metazoa, Arthropoda, Insecta, Lepidoptera, Nymphalidae.
CCCGCGCGCGCGACCGCGCUUGUGUAGUGACAGGUGACAGUUGACAGUUUAUUUUUUUAAUUCCAGACAGAAAAUUUUGGAUAGCAUGAGGCUCAUUUUUUGGGUCACAGCAUUUGCUGUGCUCAGCAUAUCAUGCGCCAAGAACUCGACAGCGAAAACGAAACCGAAACGACAAUUAGACAAUAUAAGAACGCCGCAAAAUCUUCAAUAUUCUUUAGUACUUCCACAUUCAAGAGUUGCGCAUUUUCGAUCCUUAUCCAGCAGUCGCAGAAUUUCCAACGUUCAACCCCGUGGAGGUAAAUUGCCCCCAUAUGCAGUGCAAAUGGAACCAGUUGUGCAGUACUCUCAAAAAGAUCCAUUGUAUGAUCCCAACCAUGAUCAUAUAGAAAACACGGAUGUUAAUAGAAAUGAGAUAUUUGCUCAACCAAAAAUACUUAACGUUCACGAUCAAGAUUCUGAAGGUUCCUUCGGUCCUCCUUAUGGUGCUUUGCCCACUGCCCCGCUAUACAGCGAAGAUGUUCACCCACACUACAUUGAUGCUCCAGAACCUAUAAUUGAAAUUAUUAUUAAAGAAUCCAACGAGUCGUUACCUGCACCACCUCCUGCUCCAAUUCAAAAGAAGAAAAAGGAACCUGUCCAAGUAUUUUAUGUAAAAUACAGUAAGGAUCCUCAUUCUAAAGAUAAAGUUGUAUAUGAAAAGCCUAUACCAGCAAUAACACCCCCUUCUAAUGAUGAAGAUAACCACCAUGAAGAAUACGUCACAGUUACCCCUGAACCUUUGUACAUACCCGCGCAAACAACUACAUUAAGAGCUAUUAUAAAGCCAGAGUCAGAAACUUAUCACAGCAACAGCAACGUCAAGAUUACAUUUGGAAAUGAUAAUCAUCACCAUGGCCAUAGACGUGAAGAGAAUUCACAGCAUGAAGAUCGAGAAGAGACAGCUCCGAGACCAGCAAUCGCUUUGCCUAAUCAACGUUUAAGUGAAGUACCGUCCGAACGUUCGGUUUCACCGAGACCACAAUAUAGUGAUCAUGACACAAAACAUAUAAAUCAUCCUAGUUCGCAAACCUUUCAAUUUGGACAACAAGCCCAAAAUCGCAUCCAAUUUCAACAACCAUUUAUUAAUCAUGAACCUCAAUUACCACGACAAGGUCCUUCGGCUGCCCCCUUCAGAGGUCAAGUACCACGCGAAAAUCCAUUUGGUCCAUCUCCAUCACUUAGCCCUCGUCCUUCUUUUUCAAGCGUAUCUCCAAGUCCUAGUAAUCAUUUUGCAAAUGUUGCUCCAACUAUCCCCGGACCGGUUGGCCCAGUUUUUCCAACAUUCUCAAGACCGAAUAACCAACCUCCAUUCCAUGUUCGUCCAAGCAAUACACCACCUUUUGGCACGAGACAACAUUUUCCACCAAGAACUAGUUUCCAUUCCGGUCCUCAGAGACCAUUCCAUCAAUCCCCUCAACCACAACCAUACUUCGACGAAGCUAAAUAUUUACAGGAAAAUUAUCACACAAUAACAACGGAUCAUGUAGACCCUCCGAAACUUCAACUGAUACCGAAUAGACAAACUCAAAACUUCAACCAAAGUCCUAAACCUAGUGCUAAUCCAUCUCAAGUUCAUUUUUCUGAUCAUCAAUCUCGACCUCAACAAUUAAUUCCGUUCAAUCAGCAGCUACCACAACAAAGACCUGCUCACGUUUUUGACAACAACAAACCGUCGUUCACAGUAACUCCAAGCAGAUCACCAUUCUUUAAUUUAAAACCAUCUCCACCACAUAUUGAAGAUAAUCGAACUCCUUUCCAACGUCAACCAAAUCCUACUCACCAACAUACCAGUUUUCAUCUAGGCUCACAAUUAGCUAGGCCUUUAAAUCAACAAACUCAAGAAAAUAGUCACAACCAACACUCAUUUUCAGGCAUAAAUUCUCCAUCACCAUCACCUUCACCCUCUCCUUUGCCCUCUGGACACAACCAGUUCUUACCACAACCCUCUUCCCCACCUUUAUUUAACUUCCAUUCACAAUCUUCUUCGAUUGGUAAUCAACCUAGUUUCCAGCAACAUAGUUCUGUGACCGAAAGACCUCAAAACCAACAAAACAACUUUCCAUUGACAUCAAAUGCAGAACAUCAACAGAAUAUCAAUCAGUUCGUACCGAACGGUGGGGAAUUAGUGGCUGCUAUACCAAAAUAUGAACAACAUAUAACGGUAAAUGGAGCUAAUUCUGAUUCUGAUUUCAAAGGAUUAAAUAUUUUAAGUCAACCGACACCAACGCCUCAUCAUGCUGUACAUCAACAACAACAAGUAACUCAAGAUCAAUCGCAAUACUCGGAUGCAGAACAACAACAAGUAAGAUUACAACUUGCGCAAAAUGUAAGAAAACAACAGGAAGAAAUACAACGCUUACAAAAUCAAUUACAAUACGCCCAACAACAACAUAAUCAGCAGCAACAUCAACACCAACAGCAACAGCAACAGCAGCAACAGCAACAACAGCAACAACAGCAGCAAAUCCAGCAACAACAGCAGCAAAUACAACAACAGCAGCAACAACAAAAACAACAGCAACAACAAAAACAACAGCAACAAGAGCAACAACAACAGUACCAACAACAACAACAUCAGCAGCAACAACAACAAAAUACUCAAUACGAUCAAAACUACAAUCAGUAUCAAUACCAAGUACAACAAAGUAUAUCAAAUCCUCAGUACGUUCAAGAAAGGACAAGACAACAGCCUACGUAUGUUUCUAGCACGGCAUCUCCUGCUUACUACCAAUCUACAGCAAGGACUGUUGAAAUAAGACCGACAACUCAAAAAUACGUUUCAUCAACUGUAAAUACCAUAAGCAGCGCACCGGAAACAAGUAAAGACGAAAAUAAAAAGAGGCCUGCAAUUGAACUACCUGAUGAAGUUCCAGAUGAUUUAAGACAACAGUUAUUGUCAUCUGGCAUUUUAGAUAAUGCUGACAUUAGUGUUCUUGACUAUGAUAAAGUAGGUGAAACGCCUCUUGAAUCUUUGCCACCAGAUCAAUUAGCAAACUUUUUUAGUGCAGGCGGUGGUCAACAAAUAGCUUCUAGUGAGCAUAGACCUAUAGUUGUAAAGCAAAACGGCGACAGCAUUGAAUCUAGAAUAGAUGAAAAUGCAGAUGAUGAUGACGAUCAAGAUAUAGCUGCUUCAGAAAAUAUUGCAAGCUAUGUGGCUCCAGCGCCUACUCAAAAACAAGGCGUAGAAAUGAAAGUUGUACAUUUUGAUCCAAAAACACCAGAAGGUCAAAAAAUAGCGAGUGAUUACGUAAAGGAAGAUGCUACCCAAGUAGAUCCAGUUGCUUUAAAUGAUAAGAAAUACAACAGAUAUCUACCCCUUAAAGUUAGCGGCAACCAAUUUCCACUACCCGAUGUACUAAAGGGACGAAAAAUUACUUCAGUUGUUGUAUUAGCUCCAGUACAAACAGAGGAAUUAAAUGGUGAACAUCCAAGGGCAGAACGCGCAGCCACUGACAAUCUAAGAGGAAUUAAAUUUGUUGCUGGUGAUAGCUUACACAAUUUAUUAAGAAAACCAACAAAAGAUAACUUCGAAAAAUGGUUAAACAUUGAAAAGAAAACUGCUUCAGACGAACAAUCUGUUAUCCUUCUUGUCACAGGAAGUGAGGAGCCAUCAGAAGAAAGAGAAAUAUUUAUGUAUGACGUUGCAUCAGGCACUGUUAAUAAGCUUAGCGGUGAACUAUCUAACGCAUUCGUCGAGGCCGCUGAAAAUAACUCACUGAGCAAAGAUUUUGAAAAGUUAGCUAUUGAAGGAGAAGGCACACCAGAAAAUUUCAAUAAAGAACCUACAGAUGAUGCCGUUUCAGAUGGAUCUGAACAUGUGCCAUUAUUUGUAGAUUUAUCAGGAGUCAAUCUAGACAAUGACAAUAAUCGAGUAUUAAUAUCAUCAGGUUAUAGUAAAACAAAACGCGGUCGAGCUAUCCGAAGACAUUGAUGUACAAACGCCAUAU